UAUUUGAUUAGGGCAGUUUAAUUUAAUUUUAAUUAACAGUUACCAAUAAUAAAGAGAUAAUUACAAUUUCAUUCUAAAAGGCGGUUCGACGAAACAUCGCGUUUUCUUCUUAUCGGCCCCACCACCACCCCCCUUUAUAUAUAAAGAGCUCUUGGUUCUUCCCCAGAGGACAAAAAUAAAAAUAAAGAAAGGAUUUUUGAAGAGAAAAAAUGAAGAAAUUCAUUGUCUUAAAUUUACUGUAUUUUCUCGGUGUUUUGACUUUUGCAUCUGCAGAUUCCGUUUACGACAACUUCGUUCAGUGCUUCGCCGGAGCUAAAAUCCCCGACGCCCAAAUUUCGAGUAUAGUCUACAGCCCAAACAAUGCCUCCUUCGCGAAGGUUCUCGAAUCCUACAUCAGAAACCGCCGCUUCAACGUCUCCACCACCCCCAAACCCAGCAUCAUCGUCACCCCCACGGCGGCGUCCCACGUCAGCGCCGCCGUCCUCUGCGCCAAGAAACUCGGCGUCCAACUCAAAAUCCGCAGCGGCGGCCACGACUACGAGGGCAUCUCCUACGUCUCCGCCGCCACUUUCGUCGUACUCGACAUGUUCAAUUUCCGGUCAAUCGACGUCAACAUGACCGACGAAACCGCCUGGGUCCAAACCGGCGCGAUGCUCGGCGAAGUCUACUACAGGAUCUGGCAGAAGAGCAAAGUCCACGGCUACCCCGCCGGCGUUUGCCCCACCGUCGGCGUCGGCGGCCACAUCAGCGGCGCCGGAUACGGCAACUUGCUGAGGAAGUACGGCCUCACAGUCGACCACGUCGUCGACGCCCAAAUCGUGGACGCCAACGGUAGGGUUUUGAACAGGCAAACCAUGGGUGAAGAUCUCUUCUGGGCAAUCCGCGGCGGCGGCGGCGCCAGCUUCGCCGUCAUCCUCUCCUACCAGAUUAAAUUAGUCCCGGUUCCUCCAACCGUCACAGUUUUCCGAAUCGAAAAAGCUUACGACGAAAACGCAACAGAUGCAGUUUUCCAGUACCAGCAAAUCGUCGACAAAAUGGACAACGAUCUCUUCAUUAGGGUUCUUCUCCAGCCAAUCACCAAGAACAAAAAACGAAGCGUCCGGGCAACAUUCAUCGGCCUCUUCCUCGGCGAUUCUUCCAGGCUCCUGCCAAUCACAGAUUCCCAAUUCCCGAUUUUAGGUCUCAAAAAAUCAGAUUGCCAAGAAAUGCCCUGGAUCAACUCCGUUCUAUUCUGGGGCAAUUUCGACAACAAAACUUCACCCAAAGCCUUGCUCAGCAGAACCCCAGAUUCCGUCAACUUCCUAAAACGGAAAUCCGAUUACGUCAAAACCCCGAUUUCCAAAUCAGGGCUGGAAUCCCUGUUCGCUAAAAUGGUGGAGAUCGGUAAAGUGGGUCUUGUAUUCAACUCAUACGGCGGAAGAAUGAGCGAGAUUCCGGCAUCGGAAACACCGUUCCCACACCGAGCAGGGAAUCUUUACAAGAUCCAGUACUCAGUAAACUGGAGCGAAGAAGGCGAAGCAGCAGACAAGAACUACAUGGAUCAGAUAAGGCAGCUGUUCAGUUUCAUGGCUCCUUUCGUUUCGAGUAAUCCUAGACAAGCUUAUCUCAAUUACAGGGAUUUGGAUAUCGGAACCACCGACAACGGUAAGAACAGCUACAGCGAGGGGCAAGUGUAUGGGUUGAAAUACUUCAAGGGUAAUUUCGACCGGCUGGUUAAAAUCAAGACUGCCGUUGAUCCAGACAAUGUUUUCAGGAACGAGCAGAGCAUCCCCACACUUAAUUUUCAAGGAAGAAGAAGAUCAAGAUAAUAGAGGCGGCGUUGCCAUUCACGCGCCAUUGUCCUUGUCUGUAUUACUACUACUACCACUACAAUUUAUUAUUUAAAAGUGUUCAAAAAAUAUAUACUAUGAUUUUUUGACAUUGUGCAGAGAUGCAUCUCGUGAUAUAUUGAAACUGCCUUUUUUUUUUUCUGUCACAUAAGCUUCGUCCACGUGUAUUAAUGUGUGACACUGGUAUUGAUUGAGUUAUUAUUGCAGGCAGACCCAUGUCUAGAACAAUCUUUUGAAGCAAUGAAAUUUAUGGUUUAUGACUUGGUCAUAU
This is a messenger RNA of Erythranthe guttata (spotted monkey flower), 2100 nucleotides long. Its product is annotated as berberine bridge enzyme-like 21. The record is from RefSeq and is a predicted model, not a curated record. Lineage: Eukaryota; Viridiplantae; Streptophyta; Magnoliopsida; Lamiales; Phrymaceae. Gene Ontology annotation, molecular function: FAD binding; oxidoreductase activity.